Molecule: messenger RNA, 915 nt
Organism: Paramecium pentaurelia
Lineage: Eukaryota; Ciliophora; Oligohymenophorea; Peniculida; Parameciidae
Source: the annotation of a GenBank genome assembly
AUGUGGCUUGAACUAUUUUAAGAAAAGGAAAAUGUAUAAAUUGCCCUUCACUAUGUUAAAUAUGUGAAUAGAGAUCUAAUGAUCAAAUAGAAGUAUUAUUUUUAUAUAAUCUAAUCGAAAAUAACCCCAUGUUUUAAAAUAAACUAAGAGAAUUCCAUUUACACAUUAAAAUGUAUUUAAAAAGUUCAUUUACAAAAAGUUCCGAUUGAUCCAAAUUUACAAAUUGCUCAUUAUUCUAUUAAUGAGAUUUGUGAUAAUAUGGUUGAGUACAAUGUACUUAAUUUUAAUAAUUUAGGUUCAUUUUUUUUGUAGAACUUUAGAAUUUUUGUGUAAAAUAUCAAUUCAGGCUUUUUAGAAUAAAAGUUGAAUUAUAAGUAUUUUAAUGAAAUUGGACUAAAGAGAAUCACAUUAAUUCUUUUAUUUAACACUAUUUGUGAAAACUUGGAAGUAAAAAAUUAUAGUUUUUUGAAUUAUAUCAGAGAAAAAGUAUUUUCCAUUUAAUAGAUCUAAUUAAGAAUAGAGGAAUAACUAAAACCUUUCCUAUUAGUAAUUUAAUUUUAGAUAUUAUAUUUUGAUUCUGUUAAAAUUAAUUAAGUAAGGUUUCUUAUAAGAACUUAAUUAAAAUUGAUAUUUAAUAAUAGAGGAUAAUCUUUAGAUUUUAAUAUUAUUGAUACAAGUUUUUAUUCUGAUCAAUCAAUUCCUAUUCAAAUACAAAUUUAUGGAGAUAAUUAUCGAAAUUUUAAUUUAUAAAAUUUUUAAUUUUUUGAUGUGAUAGUUUAUAAUGCUAUCAAUUUUUUAAUUAUGAGUUCUGAUUUAGGAGAUUAUUAAGAUAAAGGAUUUGAAAUUGUCAAAUUGUAUUUUUAACAACACAACUUUGCUAUAUUUUCUAAAUAUGCGUCGACAAAUUAUUCUUGA